CCCUCCCUCGUCACACAUUGUGGCGGUAUGAAGGAGGUUUGAGGAUGACAACGUCAGGAGAACUACUUAAAGCCAUAACACAUCAAACUGAAACUCCGUUGUAUCCCUCCGUCAACAUGUAUCUCCUGGUGUUGAUGUUCGGGAUUCUGCUUCUACCUGAAGCCUCCACCCUGAGAUGUUACGUGUGUUUACCGAAUGCCUCGGGAAAGUGCAUACAAACAAUCCAUGAAUGCCCACACAGUGCACAGUGUGCUGCAGUGAGAGUUGUUACAUACUCAGGUGGUUCAAACGUUAGUGAUGUAAACUCAAAAGGAUGUGCUAUCACUGAAGACUGUGGAGAGCACUCCGUCAACUAUGGUACCGUCCAAUCCAAAUUUACCACCAUGUGUUGCCCCACUGAGCUCUGCAACACCCAGCCGGCCCCAGAACCCAGCAAAUCCAAACCAAAUGGUAAAAAGUGCUACUACUGCGAUGGAAAAACGUGCACCAACAUCCUAAACUGUGAGGGGAACGAGGACAACUGCAUCUCAGCAACACUGACCCAAGGAGGACAAAGCGCAACUGUGAAGGGCUGUGUGUCCAAAUGGCUGUGCACCACGAGGGACCAAUCCUGGGCCCGAGGACUCACAUACAGCUGCUGUAAGGGGAACCUCUGCAACGGUGCCAGCAGCCACAUCGCUGGCCUGGUGCUGCUGGCCGCCCCGCUGCUCUCUUUGCUCGUGAUCUCUUAUUAG
Perca flavescens (yellow perch) is the source of this 734-nucleotide messenger RNA. RefSeq names its product urokinase plasminogen activator surface receptor-like. Lineage: Eukaryota; Metazoa; Chordata; Actinopteri; Perciformes; Percidae. The record is from RefSeq and is a predicted model, not a curated record. The coding region runs from base 45 to 734 and encodes 229 amino acids. The transcript is spliced from 5 exons.